Messenger RNA from Camelina sativa (false flax), 2118 nucleotides. The record is from RefSeq and is a predicted model, not a curated record. NCBI's taxonomy places the organism in Eukaryota, Viridiplantae, Streptophyta, Magnoliopsida, Brassicales, Brassicaceae.
AUGGCAGUUGACGUUGACAUCGUACGCCGCACCCAACGACCGCCAAAGCACUCUCUCUCUCUCUCUCUCUCACAUGAUCUUCUAACCAACAACAACACUUUCUCUCUCAUGGCGAUGCUUUCUUCUACUACUACUGCUUCCGUUUCGGGGAUUCAGAUUGACUCGUCUGCGUCUGCGUCUGCGGAGGUAGUCUCCGAUCCCACACCAUCGUCCCCCGAGGGAUCUCGCUCUGGGGGCUCACCUGAUCGCCAUGAUCCUUCCACGUCUUCUCCGAGCCCCAGCCGUGGUGGUGGUGACAAUAAUCAGUCUGAAGUCAUGUCGAGGAGUGAAGAGUAUCGCCAAUUAUUUCGGCUUCCAGCUGAGGAAGUCCUUGUUCAAGAUUUCAACUGUGCUUGUCAAGAGAGUAUUCUUCUCCAGGGUCAUAUGUACCUCUUCAUCCAUUAUAUCUGCUUCUACUCCAACAUCUUUGGUUAUGAGACCAAGAAAAUUAUUCCUUUUGCCGAAAUUUCUUGUGUUAAACGAGCAAAGACUGCUGGUAUUUUUCCCAAUGCCAUUGAGAUUUUAGCUGGAGGGAAGAAGAACCGCAUUCUUUCCCAGUACUUCUUUGCAUCCUUUCUUUCCCGUGAUGAAGCUUUCAAGCUUAUCCACGAUGGAUGGUUGGAAUAUGGUUGUGCUGUCAAACCAGAAGGUGAUCUUCAGGAUUCUUUAUCUGAGUCCAAAAACCAGGUAAAUGAUGGAGUUGUUAAAAGGGCACUCAGUUCCAUGGAUUUGGCAAAUGAACUAGAUAUCCCAUUGAGGGAUGAAAAUCUUCAUCUUUCAGGCAGUUCCAGUCUUCCUGUCAUUAAUCAGAAUGGUGUUUCACCUUCUUCUGUUCAGCGGUCUGCAGAACCAGUUGAAGAUAUUAUGGCUUCUUCUUCAGCCAAUACUUUCAACUGGAAGCCUGAAGAUAUAAACGCACCUAAAUUACCCAAUUUGUCCCAUCAAGCUUGUACUCAGUNUCAGGGCGGCCUCAGCAGCCUCUGCUCUACUCUAGACCGACUCCUCGCUUGGGAGAAGAAGCUUUAUGAGGAUGUCAAGGCAAGGGAAGGAGUGAAGAUUGAGCACGAGAAGAAGUUGUCUGCGCUGCAGAGUCAGGAGUACAAAGGAGGUGAUGAAUCCAAGCUAAACAAGACUAAAACUUCCAUAACCAGAUUGCAAUCUCUCAUCAUUGUCACUUCAGAAGCUGUUUUAACCACGUCUAGUGCCAUUCUUCGCCUCCGGGACAUUGACCUUGUGCCUCAGCUUGUUGAACUCUGCCAUGGAUUAAUGUACAUGUGGAAGUCAAUGCACGAGUACCACGAAAUCCAGAACAACAUCGUGCAACAAGUCCGUGGCCUGAUGAACCAAACAGAGAAAGGUGAGUCAACAUCAGAGGUACACCGGCAGGUGACAAGGGACUUAGAGUCAGCCGUAUCCUUGUGGCAUACAAGCUUCUGUCGCAUCAUCAAAUACCAGAGAGAGUUCAUCUGCUCUCUCCACGCCUGGUUCAAGCUGAGCCUGAGCAACGAAGAGCCAAAGAAACAGAGGCCAGAGUCGUUUGCCUUGUGUGAGGAAUGGAAGCAGAGCCUGGAACGGGUGCCUGAUACGGUGGCGUCAGAAGCCAUAAAGAGCUUUGUAAACGUGGUACAUGUCAUAUCAAUAAAGCAGGCGGAAGAGGUGAAGAUGAAAAAGCGCACGGAGAGUGCAGGAAAGGAGCUGGAGAAGAAGGCAUCCUCACUUAGGAGCAUAGAAAGGAAGUACUACCAGGCCUACUCGACGGUUGGGAUAGGCCCCGGACCGGAGGCAUUGGACGGACGGGAUCCGCUGUCUGAGAAGAAAUGUGAGCUGGCGGCGUGUCAGAGGCAGGUGGAAGAUGAGGUGAUGAGGCACGUGAAGGCAGUGGAGGUGACAAGAGCUAUGACACUCAACAAUCUUCAAACCGGCCUGCCCAAUGUCUUCCAAGCCUUGACCAGCUUCUCAUCUCUAUUCACUGAAUGUCUCCACACUGUAUGUUCUCGUUCCUAUUCCAUCAACAACUGAACUCAUGGUGAUGUAAAUUAUUUAUUUACCAAAGUACCACUCUGCUUCACUUUUGCAUUA